Epinephelus fuscoguttatus (brown-marbled grouper) is the source of this 3769-nucleotide messenger RNA. RefSeq lists its product as uncharacterized. The record is from RefSeq and is a predicted model, not a curated record. Lineage: Eukaryota; Metazoa; Chordata; Actinopteri; Perciformes; Serranidae. The coding region runs from base 93 to 944 and encodes 283 amino acids. The transcript is spliced from 6 exons.
CUUACUGUACGUUUGUUUCUCUGAGGCGCGGAGACUUCACCGUACAAAGCAGCUGGUUCAGCCUCAUCCACUCCUACAUAUUGUGUAUCAUCAUGAUCAAGCAAAUUAUUCUACCUGUUGCAUUUGUUGCGGCGCUGAGCUCAUGGAACUAUUAUUCCCAAAAAGAUGAGAAAAUGGACCAUGACGAGACAAAGUCACUGUUUCAGCAGUCACAGAAGGAGAAAGAAUGGGAAAAUGUGGUUGCUACAUUGAUGGAACAGGAGAAUGAGCUGGAGAAGCUCACAGAGACACUUGAACUACAACAUAAAAAGAAUUCCACAAAGCUGAACCCGAAGGACGAACUGUUCUUUGACUCUGCGCUCACCAUCAUGACAGGAUCAAUGCCCCUCAAAACUGUCUUCAUCGUCCUCCUUAUACACACAUGUGCUCGUUUCGUUGGAUUUGUUUCCUCAGUGUUUCAGAACAUGAGCUCAGCUGCCAUCCUGUUUGACUUGGCUUUCAGUAUCAUUCUGGCUGUUUAUGCCAUGACCAAAUGGAAACGCCAGAAAGCAGAGCUGGAGAAGAAAAACGCACAGCUUCUGAAGGAGUCAGUGGAGAAAGACGAGGACCAGAAGGAUGUGGUCAACACAAUGAUGGAGAUGAAGACUGAACUGGAGAACCAGAGGCAUCGACUCACAGUGCGCCUGGCGGAGGUGGAGGGGGAGAGGGAAGUUAACAAACAGAAGCUUCAGGAAGUGGAGAAUGAAAUAACAGAGAGGGAGCUGAAGUUUGACAAACCACAGGAGUUACUAACAGAAAAAGAAAACUUACUGCGAGCGCAGUGGAAACUGGACGAGACCAAGAAAGAAAACGAGAGACAGCUGCUGAACACCGAGAGACUGCUGGAGCCUUUAGAGAUCCAGCUUACCAGAAUUCAUCAAAAGAAAGAAGUAGACUUUAGGUAGAGUUGUCAGAGGAAGGAAAAGAAGUCAAUAUGUAUGGUGACCCUCCAAGGUUAACGCACUACAAAGAGAAAAUGCAAACAAAUUAAGAAACGCACUGCAAGACGCUCAGAAACUGUCUCCAGUGGACACUAAAAAGUGACGCACUUGUUUUUGGCUGAUGAAUUUGAAGUUGACUGUCCCUCAGUGGUGCUGCACAAUGAGAUCAAAUGUUUUUAUGUUGUUUGUGUGUGUUUAACAGUAUCUGCUGUCAACCUAGCAUGAGCCUUUGGCUCAUUAUGAAUACACCAGGCUGUUCUCACAAACUGUUUGCAUGUUUUCCCAUGAAAAGUAAUGCACCCAAAUUCAUACAUACCUCACAUAUUUUGAAAGGCUGUGUUCAGUUACCAAUGCGCUGAUGGCGGUAAACAAAGAAGCAGUCCCGUGCUCGCUUGCAGGGGGCCAGGUUGGGGUGGCGGAUGGGUCAAAAAAAGUGGACUUUCGCCUGGUGUCUCAUGGUCACAUCCAUGUGAACUUGGAGUGAACUUAGAGACUAAACCUACUCUCCGUAAUUUUACGUGAAUUAUGUAACUGUACAUGAAGGACAUAACAUCAUUUGUGGGGUCACAAAUUUGUACGACAUGAUAUAAACCAUUCUUUGAGAAUAUGUUGAAUAUAUACACAUAUAUUACAUGAUUAGUGUUGUAACCUCUAAAACCCUUUCCACUGCAGAUUACUGAAUACAUGCCCUAAAAAGGAAUUGGGGUAACAUUCCACUAGAGUACUCACACUAAAUAACAUAUGCCAAGUAUUUGCUUGCUUGCUGAACUCAUUUGUCUAGGUCUUGUAUUUCCAUGCCCAGAGCACACUCCCCUGCCACUGUCAUUGAACAUGUGCACUGCACACAUUUAAAAAAAAAUCUGUUUAUGGGAAAUGAAUGCCUCUCUGUCCACACUAAAUCUGCUAAAUGCACACUUCUAAAAAGACAAACCACCUACCUAUCAGCUGUGCACUAAACUGGACACAUAACCUCUUAAAAGAUAGGCAAGUACGCUCUAUGUUUGUACUUUUUAAACAGAAAACACAAGUUAUAUUUUGUGAUAUUUACUGGAAAUUUCAUAUGAUGUAGCCAACAGCAAGUCGAUGUGCCAGAAAUGUUCAGCUCCCUGCAGAUCUCCCUUCAGGCAGCUGCCACCUAAUUUAUGUUUUUGUAUUUUUUUAUUAUUUUUUUUUAGUUUUUAGUCUAGUUUAGUUUUGUAGUGAUCAUGUAGAUAAUUCCUCAUUUCAACUUAAUGAAUCAGUUGUUCCUCUUCUAUUAUGGAGCUUUUAAAGCGAGGAACAGGAAUAAAUAGAAACAGGAUGUCUGACAAAAGUUCAGUUUAAAACAGCAGCGCUGCGUCGCUUGCAGCCAGUUAGCAGCCAGAUAACACAAUCCCCUCAAGUAAUCUAUUUUAAAAGACAGUAACUGUAUUCAGAAUGGCACCAACUGAAGCUGUAACUGUAACAGAAUACAGUUACGUAUACGUAAUACGUAACUUAGGUACUUGUAUUCAGUUACUCGCCACCCCUGAUUAUGAAUACGUAGAACACUGCUUAGAAGAGAGAGUGAAAAUGAAAAAUAACCUUAUUUAAUGCUUGAUUUAUUACAAAUGGGUGCAGCUAAGUUUUACUUGACUGAGUGAGUGCAGUGGUGUCAUGUGUUACUUGUUUGACAUUAACUGUAGGACAAUCAGUUUGUUUAAACCUUUUUUAAGUAUCUCCCAAAGUGUAAAGUGCUGAGCAUCUUUGUGAUUUUGUGUCAGAAACAGGACUUUGUUGAAAUGUUUUCUAUAUAAAAAUGUAUUUUGCAGUGAAUGUCUGCCGCCUUUAUUUCUGUUUUGUCUGCUCUGUGGCCAGUUUUUGUUUAGUGUGUUUCUUGGUUUCUCAAGCCUCUGUCCAAAUUGGAAAUGUGUGCUCCUCCUCUGUUCCUCCUCUCCUAUGGUGUUCCCCAAGGCUCCAUUUUAGGCCCAAUUUUAUUUUCACUAUACAUGUUUCCAUUAGGCUCUAUACUGAGGAAAUACAAUAUAUAUAUAAUAUAAUAUAUAAUAUAUAUUCCCAGUUGCACCUCCCUUGAAACCAUUAGACCUUUGCAGCAUUAAUUCACUAUUACUAUGUAUUAAUGACAUAAAAUCUUGGAUGGCACGAAGCUUUCUCCAGCUGAACCAUGACAAAACUGAGGUCCUCAUCUUUGGCCUUAUAGACACUUAUGCCGCUGUUACCAGUGCUCUUGGUCCUCUGUCUUCCCAUUUAAAAUCUCAUGUAAAGAAUCUUGGUGUCAUCUUUGACUCUGGCUUUAGAUUUGAUAAACAGAUCAACUCAGUUGUCAGCUCAAGCAUCUUCCAUCUAAGAUCCAUUGCAAAACUUAAAUCAUUUCUGUCCAUAAAAGAUUUACAAAUUCUGGUUCAUGCUUCCAUCUCCUCCCAAUUAGAUAGAUUACACCGGCAUCAACCAGUCAGCUCUGUCAUGCUUGCAGCUUGUUCAGAAUUCAGCAGCAAGACUCAUUACUCAUUAGAAGUGAUCACAUUUCCCCUGUAUUGGCCUCGCUUCACUGGUUACCUGUAAAGUAUAGGAUUGAUUUUAAGACUCUUUUCUUUGUUUUUAAAGCACUGCAUGGACCAGCACCAGAUUAUUUCAGAACACCUCACUCCCUAUUCCACUUCUCGUCCCCUCAGAUCCACUGACAAAUCGUUGCUUUCUAUCCCACUUACAAAGUUUAAAAACAGAGGUGACAGAGCUUUCUCAGUUACUGGUCCAAAACUGUGGAACAGCCUGCCACAAACAGUUAGAUCUUCACCCUCUUUAAAUAUAUU